This is a messenger RNA of Gossypium raimondii (Peruvian cotton), 345 nucleotides long. RefSeq lists its product as hypothetical. The coding region runs from base 1 to 345 and encodes 114 amino acids. Lineage: Eukaryota; Viridiplantae; Streptophyta; Magnoliopsida; Malvales; Malvaceae. The record is from RefSeq and is a predicted model, not a curated record. The transcript has a single exon.
AUGUCUGUUUUGAACAGAUCAUAUAGUUAUUCAAAGGUGAAUAAAGAAGACCCAGAUGAGAUAAUCCAUAGACGAGCUCAGUUCUUGAUUUACAAAGUGCUAGAACAAGCUGAUUCUAGAAGAAAACCAUCGUUCUUUCGAAUCAAAUUAUGUAGGCUGAAGCUGAAGAUUGGUAGAAAAUUGAAGAAAUUGAAGAAAACUGCGAUGGUCAGUAUUUCUGGUUUAAGAGUUGAUGUUUACAGACAGGUUUUUAAUCAGUUGAAAACUUGGAGACGAUUGUUUAACCGUGGUGGUAAUGAUCAUGGAACCAUUGCUGCCGCCAUUCAUCGUCCUUUGCUCACUUAA